Messenger RNA from Iphiclides podalirius (scarce swallowtail), 6282 nucleotides. NCBI's taxonomy places the organism in Eukaryota, Metazoa, Arthropoda, Insecta, Lepidoptera, Papilionidae. The record is from the annotation of a GenBank genome assembly.
AUGAAAACUAAACAACUCAAAGAGGAUUCGGACAAGAGUGUUGAUGAAGACACUAUAGAACCGAAGACUCGAGCCCGAAAGAAAGCUUCGGAUAAUACUGAAGAAGAUAAAUCUAAACUCAAUCAAGAUGAACAAAAACCUUCCAAAGAACCCAAAAAAGCUGUGGGUAAACCUAAGGCUGUAGUUAAGAAACGGCCACUUGGUAUAAGGAAAACUUUGAGAAAUAAAAAAGUUGUUGCCACUAAAGAAAAACUUAGGAAUGUUGUAAAGCACGCUGUAAAGAGAGGUAGAAAACCGGCAGUGAGGCCAGAACCUAACAAUUCUCUGGAAAAGGAAACCGUCCCGUUAAUACCUGUAUCUGAAAUUAAAAAGGAACCUAUUGAUGAUACAACACCCAACUCCAACUCCAGGUCUUCAAGUCCAAAGACUGCUGGAAGAAGGCAAAGGCUCAGCUCUGAUAUGGUCAUGAUGAAGUCCGUUCUAGGUGAUUCUCCUAAUACUCUGGUUCUGGGACCACGCACUAGCCCAUACUCAAUGCGCUCAGAGAGAAGUAAUAGUCCAUCAAUGUUUGAAGCAAAAAAUUUAAGAAGUGGUAAACCAAGGAGUGCAAAAAGCAAACUCUUAAGUGAAGUUGUGAUGAAAGAGCAAAAGAAGAGAAGAAGAUUGCUGUCAGAUUCAAAGCCCAGCGACACCAUAGAUGCUAAUGAAGAUAGCAAAAAACUAAAAAGGGUCCGCUCCUGUUCGAGGGAUGGCAGUGAGAUUUCCAAAUGCUCAGAUAUCACAGAAUCGGAUAUAAGCCUGAGUGAAACUAUUAAUGAUGCAGACAGUAACAAAGAGCUCAACAAAAAAUUAGAUAAAACUAAGACUGACAUAGAUGUAGAUAUUGAAAAUAAUGUACAGAUCUCAACUAUUGGAAAAGUGCCUUCUGUUAAUAAUGACUCCAAAUUGCCUGAAGCCAAGAUGGAUACAGAGCCUAGUUGUAAUGUGAUUGAAAAGGAUAAGAAAAAAUUGAGCUUAAAAAGAGCUACUUCAUUGGACUCUGACAACAAUAAUAGUAAUAAGCUUAAGUUAGAAAAUUUAAAUGCAUCAGAAAUAGAAGAAAAGCUGUUGCCGAAGACUGAAAAUGCACUGUUUGAGGAACGCAGUAGUAUAUUGACCAGUAUGUCAAAGACAUUUAAUUCAAAAGAGGUUUCUAAGAAUAUAAGAAAGGCUAGAAGAGGGAAAAAGGCAGCAGCCGCUGGAAAGUCCAACAGUACUCCAGUUGCUAAAAAUGGUAUUAGCAGCACAAUAACUAAUGACCCUUCCGAAGACAAACAUGAAACUUUAGAUACACUUUCUAAGGAAAUAAAUGAUCUCAUCAAUGAUCUUGAUCAGAAUAUAGACCGGGAUCAAGAAAUGGCAAAUGUGACAAUUGUAACACCUGAUCAGAUGCCAUCAAAAUCAGUUACCAAGUUCUACGGUUUGUCUAAACCACUAGGUGACAACAACAGCAUUGUAACCCCUGAAACACCAAUCAAAGAAAAAGAUGUACUGACAACGCUGCCAAAUGAAGUUACACCUUCAAAAACGGAUGACAGUGAGAACAUUAGGCUCCGCUAUGAAGAAGACUCAGUAGAAAAGUCGUCUGAUGGUCGAAGGCAUGAAAUACCCUAUAAUUGCCCGACUGUAGCUAGCAUAGAUAAGCUUAUGGACAGGCUCAAGGAGUUUGAGGAGUUUGAUAAGAGAAGGCAAAGGCAAGAAUCCGAAUCCAAGGCUAGUGACAACAAGCCACUUAUACUCACUAAUGACGUGGUGUUGAUACCUAAAUCGGGAGCAGACAUUAAACCUUUAAAAGACAUGCAACCAGCAAGAUCCCCAGAAAAACUUAUUGAGAAGGAGAAUGUUUUGAGCUGCUUCGAGAACAAUUCUGCAAUUUCAAUAGUAAAAAGGGAUCAGGUUAGGAAGUCAAUUGACGUAGACCUGCCAAAUUCAGUGACAUUGAUAAAGAGAAACAGUUUCAGCGCCCGCAAGGAGUCCACAAGUUCGAACCAUUCUAAGGAAUCCGAUGCAAUCAGCGUCUUCGAGAAGUCCUUGGGCAAGGACGUGACUUUGACCGAACUGAGGAAAUCAGUGGACAAGGGCCCAGCGGCUCCAAAAGACUUGCACCAAUAUCGAUCAUGCCACGCGUCGUUGAGCCAAAACUGUGCCAACAGCGAAGCUCAGACGAAGCGGAAAUCGAGGGAUUCGAUCUCAAGAAAGUCGUCAGAGUCCGGAGUCGAAAGCGAAGAGAAGUCGGCGACCAUGGAGAAGAUUAAGUCGCCCACUCAUCAAGUCCAGGCGGCGUUAAUCACCCCCCCUGUCGCAGUGAAAUCACCCGAAGCCGCACAGGCGCUAGAAACUGAGGUUUUAGCGCCUCCAUUGGACAACGUAAAUGUGGUUCCAGCUGACGUGGCGCUCGCUCCGGAGGCGGCCACUGCUGGAAAUCUCGCCGAGCCCGAAAGCGAGCUGGUAAAGCCGGAAACAAGCCUGAGCGACCACAAUCAGAGCGCGGGAGCGGAAACCGCUACGGUUCCAGAAACCGAGGCUCCGACGCCCGAUGUUCCGGCCAAGGUCGACACCGUUAAACCUCCGGCUGAGCCAAAGGAAACAGUGGAGCCUGUCAAGGCUACAGAUAACGCCGUCAAACCCAAAGAGGUCAAAGCAAAAGACCACCUCACCGCGCCCAAGGAGGCCGCGAUUCAGACGACAGACCCUAAGCCGCAACCCGACAGAAUACAGCCGAUCGCGAUGGAAACGGAAGAAAUAAAACCGAAGAGUCCAAAGGUGAAAUCGGCACGAAACUCCACCGAGGGCCAAGCGGGGCCGAGCGGCGCGAUCACGGAGACGCCCGAAAGCCAGAAGAGGAAGGAGAACGUGCUGCGGACCCUGGGGCUACUCACGCACAAGGCGGCGAACGAGGCGAAGAUGGAGAAGCAGAAGGAGAAGGAGCGCAUCUACGGGCCCAACUACUGCGGCCUGAUGGGCAACAAGAGCAAGUCCAGGUCGGACUACACGGGCACCCUGAAGACUGUGAUAAAGCUCAGCCGCAACUCGGGCGACAGGGAGAAAAAGAGGCAGAAGACCUCGCUGAAGAUGACCUUCCAGAAGACCAAGCCCCGAUCGGGGAAGAUGGCGCCGGAGGUCGGUGAAGCAGCAGGCGAGGACUAUUACACCAUCGAAAGACGCGAGGGCGGCGCGGGCGCUACGUCAGACGGUGGGCACAGAAAGUCACAUUACAGUAAUCGGCUUAACAACCACGAUGCGGAAGCCGCGCCGGAACCCGAGCCGUCGAAAGACACCCCCAACCUGGUGAUCCCGGAGAAGGCGUCCUCCUUCAGCAUCCACCCGGGCAGGCUGUGCAUGGACCAGUGCUUCUACUGCGGCGGCAAGUUCGGCCUCUUCGACACGCCCUGCCACAUCGCCCAGAUGAAGAGCAGCGAGCGUCAAAGGAAGGUCCUCGACAACGAGGAGAAGCUGACGAUAGACAGCUGCCUGUGCGACGCCUGCUACCGCCACGUGGACCGGCGAGCCAACUGCCCGUCGUACCGCAAACGGCCCCUCGUCAAACCACCAGACGCCCAGCAGCCCGCGCACUCAGAGAACGCGGUCGAAAAUCCUCGCAGCCCGUCCAUGGAGGACGAGAGCUCCGAGGAGGCGGUGCCCCCGCGCGAAGCCCGAAGCGCCAUCUGCCACACGGCCGGCUGCGGAGUCCUAGCGGACCACUCCAUACGGCGCAAGUGGCUCAUCAAGAUGCGCUCCAGCGUCAACAAGCUGUUGAAGUUGGAGUGCGACUACCCCGGGCUACACACGAUUCCCCUGUGCGGGGAGCACUACCGCGCUUUGGCACCGCUCAUGGCGUGCGUUCUCUGCCGACGACGCAUCACCAAACACCACAAUGUGCAUUUCAUACACCACGGUUAUUUGGAACUGAACCCGCUUCUGAAGGAGGCUGGUGUUCCGGUGCAGUUCACUGAGCGUCCGGUGCUCUGUAAGAUGUGCAGGAACUACUGCGCGGUGCUGCAAAGGCCUGGCCAUAAUGAUAAAUACGCGCAGGCUUGUAGACGCAGACUACUCCAAAUAUACAACAUACAGCUCCCGCCCGAGCUAGAGCAUGAAGUGGAGAACUCUUUGAUACUGGACGAUAGUGCGAUGAGUGGGAAACAGAAGAAAAAGGCUCGCACAAAGUCGAAGCAGCGUAAGUCCACAGAGCCCGACAGCAACAGGCGCCCAGACAGCGAAUCUUCAGAGAGGACAACGGAGAGUUCCCCUGAAAAGGAGAAGGCUAAAGAAGAUGGGGAGCCCAAAGAGUCGCACCCUCUAGAGGAGGACAUAGAGUGCUUGAUAUCGUCCAACAAAAUACCAGUGCCGGGCGCAACCAAGCAAACAGAGGGGGGCCACAGCGAUGGCUCUGAGACUGAGGCAGUGUUCGACUUGGACGCCCCACUGCUGCCUCUGGACAAGAGAACGGAGCUGCAAUACCUGCUGCAGAAGCAGAACAACCCUAAACAGUUCAUACAGCACCCGCCGAAUCUCACUCAGAAGCAACGGAACAUCUUGAAGGUCCACAACACUGGUAUACAGAAACCCUCCCAUCAGAGCCGAAUCAACGACAAGAACUCUAAAAGGAUACAUAAAAUCGGCCAAAUAUUCACCCACAAAGAGCGGCCCGCCAGGAACGAGGUGGACAUUGAAAUGUACGAAGCAGACAAGCCCAAAGAAGUAACAAUCUUAAAGAACAUAAACCUGAACGAAGAGUGCACCAUAGAGACCAUACCGAACAAGAAACCGGCCGACAUUAACACGCUGAAAAACAAAUGGCAGAUGUCUGAGAGCUUCACACAAGUAAAGAAGAAUCUUAGCGAGCUAUCAAAGAAACUCUCCGUGGACAAAGAGCCAAAGAAAACAGUAGACACCAAAUACUCCAAUCCGGUUAAACGACUGGAGACCAAUCCAUCGAUAUCGGUCAGAGAGCUAUUCCCCGGGGAAGAAGAAAUGAACCUGCAGUGCAAUAUAGAGUUCAACAACGUUAAAGGCGUAACGCCCGAGGGCUGGGAGAAGUGCAACACGAUGAUACAGUACGACGUGGAGACGAAGAAGCUGUGGCACGAGCUGCAGAGGCCGUACGGCAACCAGUCCAGCUUCCUGCGCCACCUGAUCUUACUAGAGAAGUAUUUCAGGAGCGGUGACCUGGUACUAUCUCACAACGCCUCGCCCAACGCGGCGAACUACAGCGACUCGGUACAGAGCCGUCUCAGGGCCUACGACAACGUUGCCACCGACGCGCCCCGUCGCAGCGAGCCCGCCAUCAGCCUGAUAGAGUUCCGCAAGAAGCCGUCAGUGAACGGCAAGAGUCUGUUGAAGUCCAGCCAGAACGCAGAAGAGAAGGACCCGAAGAGGUUCAUGCCGCCUCCAGGGCAGGUGCCCAAGCCCAAGCCUAAGAGCGCCGAAAAGCCCAAAGCUAAGCCGCUACCACCAGAGCUGAUCGCUAUCAAUACUCCGAACGCUCAGGGCAGGAAAGCAAUACAGAACGUGCUGCACAAUAUACAGCAGCUAGUGAAGGGCGUGUCAGCGGCUGACCCCACGGAAGUGGCCUCCGCGCCCCUCCCACCCCCGAAGUUCGACCAGCCCCCUAAAGAGAAGAAGGACACCCCACCAAAGGCGGAUACACCCAAGAAAACCAAGACAACAAGUAAACCUUGGCGUCCUACGCUGAUGCCAAUAACUCCGGAGAACCUGGCGAGGAUCGCGCGCGAGCCCACCCAGGUGGCGGUGGACGGGCGCACGCUGCCCAGCCUCGUGCAGGUGAUGUCCUCGGGCCAGCGCUACCACAUCACGCUGCAGGACUACAACAAGAUGUGCAUCAUGCGCCGCGAGAAGCUGCAGCAGCUGCACGAGGGCGAGGGCGGCGCCCGCCGCCAGGGCGAGGCGCUCGUCAGUGAGGUGCAGACCUGCACCAUGCUCGGCAACGGCGGCACCGUGCUGCAGACGCUGCCGCCGGCGGAGGCGGCUGCGCCCGACCUGCAGAUUGGCGCGAACGCCGCCACCAUACUGAAGAGCGUCGGCCUGAAGAACAUCACGAUCGCCCCCAUCCCCGCCAAGCCGGCGACGGUCACCUCGCAGACGGCGGUGGUGGGGGACGCCCCCGCCCCCGCUAACGCCCCCCCGGCGCCCCCUCCGCCGCAGAUGGUCAUGCCGAAGAUCCCCAAAUCGCUGACGGUGAUCCCGCAGAGCACGCCCGCCCUCCUGGUGCCGGAGCCGCGCCCC